Messenger RNA from Oldenlandia corymbosa var. corymbosa, 4738 nucleotides. The record is from the annotation of a GenBank genome assembly. NCBI's taxonomy places the organism in Eukaryota, Viridiplantae, Streptophyta, Magnoliopsida, Gentianales, Rubiaceae.
GGAAGAAAUCACCCCAACAAUUUCAAUCUUCUAUUUCGAAGGUCAGAAAUUUAAGAUUCAUUUGAUAAAAACUUUUUUGUAUGAUUUUUUUAUUUUUUGUCAUAGCUGAAACUCUCACGUAUGAAUGUAUUAUAGUUAUACGCUGCUAAAAUUGCUGCCUUAAGAUGAACAAUGCGAUGACAGUGUUGAUUUUCCGCAGAUUUCCAUUUAUAAGGUCGGAUGUAAACGAGCUCCUGUAUCAGCAACAGACUCUGCAACCGUAUUAGUGUUCCAUGCGGAUUUAUAAACCGACAUAAAUUGAUGAUCGCGUAUAGUGUUACUGCACUCAACAAGUUUUGGAUGUUAGGAUGGAGAUUAAUCGAAUGAAAAAAUAUAUAAUAAAUCCUAUACAACAUUUCUUCUUUUGAUAAAGUAUAUACAACAAUUCUUGAUUCUUCAAGAAUCCUAAAGUCUUAGAAUGAGUGAGCUGGAGUGAAUCAUUAGCCUGGUCAUGCUCAUGUCUGAACUAAAAACAGGUAUGAGCUAAAAACCAGUCCAUAAACAUGAAAAGAUUUGAACGAAAAGCAAACAUAAUCUUAAGAUGUCCUGGAACCAACACUCUAAAUGAAAAGGAACGUUAGGAUUCAUCGAAUUAUCCUUAAUUGUCUACCUUCAUUAUUCAUUGCACUUUCAUCCAGCCAAAAGAAAUUCGAAACGAACAAUCAAUGUAAAGGACCUUGCACAUCUUUUAAGUUCUUCUCAAAGAUUCAAACAAUGAGGGAAAUGGGAAGGAGAAAAUGCUAGAUCUGAUGGAGAGUCAGUCUGUCACAAUAGGAGAACUAUUUCCGUAUGCUUGCAUACACUCUGUAUGGUUAGAAAACACACCGCAGAUGGACUAUGAGAAUAGUAAUCCAGUGCCAAGCGUUAUCAAAGAAAAUACUCGAUACAUUAGUUCCUUUUGCAUGACUGACAAAGUGAACCAAAAAACACCCAACAACUUAAUGACCCCUAAUCCACACUGAACAUUAAUAACAGAAAGAAUAUAGCCAGUGUGAAACAAGACAUUUGCUUAAGCAUCACACCAUAUUCUCAGAGCAAUAACACAAGCAGCCCACAAAUGAACCAUGAGACAAGUUUAAACUGUUACAUCCAUAUCUACUUUAAAUAGAAGAAGCUACAAAUCUAUUGAUGUUGCAUAAAAAAUGAACAUUACAAAAAUAUUAAUGGUAAAUAAACUGCACAUUGUUAUUGAGGAAAAUAAAAUGACUUUGGCAUGUCCAUUAAAGCAAAUAACAGCAACCUGUCAACUAUUGUAAUCAUCCAGCCAAAACCAAAAGCAUGUAAUAAUAUCUCAAUAGAACUAAGAUUUAAAGGGGGAAAAAAAGGCAAAAUUUUCUAUAACCAUCAUAUAUAAUUUCAGUUUAAUAUUGUCUCCAGUACAAAUCAAUAACGCACAAUGCUAUGGGAGAGUAUCGAAAGCUAUUAUCUCACAAGCAAUGGAACCACUUUGAACAAACAUUAGACCACCCACUUGAUUAUCAUAUACCUGGUAAAAUGGAAGUCCACAGACACAAUUUUCAUCACCCUACAUACUGUGAUAUCCUAGAAGCCAUAUUACUAACUUGGGCAUGCAUUUGAGCGUUUCUGAUCUUCGAUGAUGUUGCCCGGUGAAUAAACUGAUCACGUGACAAUAGCCUCACAUGCCUCAAGUAUUGAUCAAAGGGUAUCGCCCCUUCCUGGACUGCCUUAUCCAAGGCAUAUAGAACAUCCUCAGCAGCUAGAUCCAAUGCUGUACACUCAAUCAGUUGCUUAGAUAAGGCAUCACAUGGCUCAAAUGCCUGAUCCACAUCAACAUUACCUCCCAAUUUUCCCAAUUUCUCACCAUUCUCCUUCAACCACGUUUCCAUCACGUCGGCAUUCAUCAACACCAUUUGUAACUGCUGUUCCAGUAUUUCCUUCUCAUCCUGCAUCUCCUUCAACCCAUUUGCCAGCUGAUUCUCACGUUGCCUUAAGGCUGCUUGCACACUUAUUAAUCCUUCAACUUCUGCCUCCCUAGAUUUCCUCAGCCCGACCAUAUCACUGUAAACAGUCUCCACCAACUUAUUCAUGGCAUUCCUCUUAUAAACCUCACUAGGGUCAUCCAUUAUCCUUCCCGACAUGUUCCCUCCACCAGCAGUAUACGGCGACGGAGGGUACGGUGGAGUCACCCUAGGCGGUAUCGCAGGUUUUGGGCCCAACCCCGGAUUGGGAGUAUUAACAGCAACAGUAUUUGGAUUGGGAAAACUAGGGUUUGGGUUUGGGUUCGGAUUAGGGCGGCGCUGGGAAUAUACAGGUGGCUCACGGCCGAAAAAAUGGGACAAAUUCCGAGCUAAUUCAACUAAACUAGAACUAGGAUAAACCCAAUUUUGCAAAUAAGGAAUAGAAACGACACCGUCAGGGCUAACAAAAGGAUGGCCACGUUUGAUAAUCAUAUCAGGAGUUGGAGUAACAUAUACCAGUGGAGCGUGGCGAGGAUAAGAUUCCAUGAGCCAGAUUUGGAUCGGGAUGUUGUAAGUCACGUUCUGGAACACCAUCGGAACGGUCCCUUCCGCUUGGAGAAGGUUGACGGAGCGGCCAUCGUUGUGGGUAAACGACGACGUCUUGAUUUGAAGAGAAGGAUACGCCUCGGAGAGAGCUAGAAGAUGUUGCCGGAUGAGCCAUUUGACGUCUUCUACGUACGGUAAGGCGCGUGUUGAGAGGACGUUGUUGAGGAAUUGCUGGUUGUACUGAGCAUUCACGGCCGGAGGAGGCGGUUGCGGAACCAUGGCGACAGGACGGCGGUGGGUAUUAUUUCCGGCGAGAAUUUCCGAUCGUUUCUUACUUUUUUUCGCGAUUGGGAAGUCAGUUAAGCAAUGAUAUUUGGAAUCCAGAAGGAAUUUCUCCGUGUCCUUCUUUAUUUUACUAUUUAUUUUUUUUAUUUCCUUUUGCUUUCCUGGGCCGCGUUUUAGUUGACUUUCUGGGUCAACGAAAUGUAAAAUAUUUAUACUGGGCCUAAGCCCAACAAGUACUUUGCUCAUCUUUGUAAGUUUUGCUCCAAUAACUAUGCUAUACAAGGUCUGACCCAUUAACCUUACGACCCAAAAAUAGUUUUCAGUAUUAGGGUUUUUAUAUAAAGUAGGCAGUAUAAACCCUAGAUUGCUUAAACAGCGUCUGCCCACCUGCACGUUUCUCCUCAGGCAAAGGACUCAUCUACUGGUAAGUCACUCUCUGUCCGAGUUCCGAUUUAGAUUUAGCUUUAGAACUGAUUAAAGUAUGGAGGGUUUGAUGGGUUUUUGAAAUCUCAAUCUUUGCAUUUGUAUCGACAUCCCAUUUCUUUGUUAAGGAGGUCCUGAUAUCUUGGCUUGUUUGCUUCAAAAAUGGUGCUAUUCGUUUGAUCGUUGCACUCUAACUUGUUGUGGGUUCUCAUUUCAUUGUGGGUUUAGUGGGUUCUCUUUGAUUUAUUUGGUUUUGAUUGAAUGAGGCGGAGUGAUAUUUGAGCUUAUACCUGUUUGUACGCGUAGAAUGUAAUCAUUGGGUGGAUUUGGUGGCUUUUGGUUUUGAUUUCCUUGAGGAUCUUUUGGAAGGGGAUGUCUCUAUCAUGUGGUUAAAUUGGGUUUUUCUUUGCUUCGAAUUGUUUCAAUUUUUGUUUGACAUUUCUUGUUGUAACUGACUGACAGAGAUGGCGGACGCCAAGGUUAUUGUCCCGGAAUCUGUUCUGAAGAAGCAGAAGAGGAACGAAGAGUGGGAUUCGGCUAAAAAGCAGCAGCUUGUUGCUGCAAAGAAGAAGAAUGCUGCCAACAGGAAGCUCAUUUACAGCAGAGCUAAGCAGUAUGCUCAGGAAUAUGAGGAGCAGCAAAAGGAGCUCAUUAGGUUGAAGCGUGAAGCAAGGUUGAAAGGAGGUUUUUAUGUCAACCCAGAGGCAAAGUUGCUUUUCAUCAUCCGUAUCAGAGGUAUCAAUGCAAUGCACCCAAGGACGAAGAAGAUCUUGCAGCUUCUUCGUUUGAGACAGAUCUUCAAUGGUGUGUUCUUGAAGGUUAACAAGGCAACCUUGAACAUGCUUCACCGUGUCGAACCUUAUGUGGCCUAUGGGUAUCCUAACUUGAAGAGUGUCAAGGAACUGAUUUACAAGAGAGGAUAUGGCAAGGUAGACAAGCAGAGGAUUCCUUUGACCGACAACUCAGUCAUUGAACAGGUCCUUGGCAAACAUGGAAUUAUCUGCAUUGAAGACCUUGUUCAUGAGAUCCUGACCGUUGGACCUCAUUUCAAGGAGGCCAACAACUUCCUCUGGCCAUUCAAACUCAAGGCACCUCUUGGUGGACUGGAGAAGAAGAGGAAUCACUAUGUUGAAGGAGGAGAUGCUGGAAACCGGGAAGAGUACAUCAAUGAACUUAUCAGGAGAAUGAACUAGAUUUGUAGUGUUCCCAGAUAGUACUCUUUUUUGGCAAGGAAGUUUUGAGUGAGAUCGUUUUCCAGAUAUUGUUAAAAACAUGUUGAUGAGAACAAAGUUUACUUUUCUUUCUUAUUUAGGAAAUCGACUUGGCUUUCGUCUUUUGUGUUUCAAGUACAACUUAAAUAUGUAUUCUCUAAGCCUAAAGUUUUCUUGAGCUUUCUUUGUUCACUCUCGUUUACGAGUCUUUUGGGUGAUUUCUUUUUCUGAAUAAAAGUAUUACGUGUCUAUGUAUAUGAUAAGUAUAUAACUCAAUUUGAAGCCUCAUAUCAUGAAUGCUCAAAAGAUUUCGAC